AUGAAGCUCUGCAGCAGGGAGGUGAUGGAGUCCGGCAGCCAUCCAUGCUAUAAGCCACCUCGCAGCCUGAGGGUCAACAUCAAUGGAAGCUCUUUCUUUGUGGAUAGAAGCACCCUGGCUGAUAACUGUGAGUACUUCAGGGCAUUGUUCCAGUCAGGAAUGAGAGAGUGCCGUGAGGAGGAGAUCCAGCUGCAUUGUGUGGGGGUUCUGGGGUUCCUGGUCUUGCUGCAGGUCCUGGAUGGGAAGCAACCAGUGCUCAACAGUGACCAGAUCGUGGAAGCCAUCGAGUGUACGGCUUUUCUCCAGGUGCCGGUUCUCACAAAGCACUUGAUCAAUAUCAUUAAUUCUGAGAACUGUUUGCUGAUGUACCACACAGCUGCCACCUAUGGUGUGUGGGAGCUGACCCACAGCUCAGCCUUAUUCAUCAGAGACAUGUACGCUGACCUAAGGGAGGACAUUCACACCUUACCUAACAAGCUGGUGGAGUAUAUUGAGUCUCUUCUCCCCAGUAGCUACAUGGCCGUAUGCAGCCACUCUCCGUCCUCUAAGCUGUUGCAGGAUGUGCAGAGGACUGUCUGCUACCUGGAUGAGGAACACCGAGAGUGGAGGGUCCUGACUCAUCUACCUGGGACCACCAGCACCACCAUGGCCGGUGUGGCUGUCCUCAACAACAGACUGUACAUUAUCGGAGGGGUGCAUGAUGUGAAUAAGAAGGUAGUAGAGAAGGGUUUCUGUUACGACCCUGCAGCUAACACAUGGUCCACCAUUUGUGGCCCCCAGCAGCUCCGCUACAACUUCACUCUGGUGGGACAUGAGGACUACCUGUACGCUCUGGGGGGGGAGUACAACAUGAAAGCCCUGUCAUCUGUGGAGAGGUACAGGGUGUCUAAUGGGAGCUGGAGUUUUGUCUCCCCCCUUCCAUACCCUGCAGCCUCAGUGGUAUCAGCUGUGGCCAUGAACAGGAUGUUUAUCUGUCUCUGGAAAGGGAAGGGGGCCACAGAUAUCCUCGAGUACAUACCAGAACCAGACCAGUGGCUUCUGGUCACCACACUCAUCCGCCAACACAGUUAUGGUCUUUAUAUGGUGGCCCAUAAGGACAAUCUGUAUGUGAUGAGAAACGGACCCUGUGAUGACUUCUUACUGUGUGUGAUGGACUGCUACAAUCUGACCUCAGGUCAGUGGACGGCCAUCUCCGGUCAGUAUGGGAACAGUAAAGGGUCUCUGCUGACCGCUGUGGUCCGAGGAGACUCCGUGUUCACGCUCAGCAGACAUGUGACCACAGAGUACACGGUGGACGAAUACAGAUGGAGAGUGAAGUGUGAGAUGAAAGGUUUCGGCAGGAUUGGAUCUAUACAUACAUUUCUGAUGAGGCUGCCUAAAGCCUCCAAGUCCAUCAUGGGGAAGUGUCUGGAUCUGACUCAGGACCAGAACCUUAGGGACCUCAGUGACUGUCCCAGAUUAUCCCCACAGUGCUCUGCCAAUCUGUAA
This is a messenger RNA of Seriola dumerili (greater amberjack), 1488 nucleotides long. It is a transcript of the gene kbtbd13a, whose product is annotated as kelch repeat and BTB domain containing 13. Bases 1 to 1488 code for a protein of 495 amino acids. The record is from RefSeq and is a predicted model, not a curated record. NCBI's taxonomy places the organism in Eukaryota, Metazoa, Chordata, Actinopteri, Carangiformes, Carangidae. Gene Ontology annotation, molecular function: protein binding. The transcript has a single exon.